AUGCAACGCUCGCAGCUCUCGUGCUCCCCGUUCAUUCAAGUUGCCAAUUUAUCAGACGAACACGCCGAUCCCAUCAACUGCUUGUCCUUCUCGCACGACGGAUGUCUCCUUGCCAGCGGUGGCGACGAUGGAAAGCUCGUCGUAUGGGAUCCUGCCGAAAGGAAGCCGAAGUGUCGUGUUAUUUUCGAGAACUCCGUCGACAUUCUCCUGUGGCAUCCCAUCUAUCCUGGAUCUCUCAUCGUUGGCCUAUCGAAUGGCGAUCUUCAACAACUCAGUGGAUUUGGCUCAUUGCGCGACUACGAGCAGGUUGAGAUCCGCCUGGGGGGCAAGCAAGCAAUACAUUGCGUGGCCUACGACGACACCACAAGAUGCCUUGCCGUUGGUAUGGGCAGUCGUGUAUAUGUCACACGCGAAUGCCAGCGCAAUGUAUAUGCUGGUAUUAUAACGCUCCCUGAACCUUUGUCUCCAGAAGUGCUGCAGGGUCCUGACAGGGUGCAUCUCAACGCAAAGAAGGUGGUCGCUAUUGAUGUGUCCUUCCACAAAGAUGGCAAGAAUCUUAUCGUUUCUUACGUGUCUCAUGGCAUUGUCUGCUGGGAUACCAGUACUCAUGGACGCCUUUGGGAAAUCUCCCUCCCGGUGGCUACUCCGACCAUAGCAGGCGCAGUUCUGUUCGCCCCAGUUAGAUUGCUCGCCGUGUAUAAUUCUGUCAGUGGCGUUGACAUGUACGAUAUUGCGUACCAUGGCAAGCAAAGGCCCCGCAAGACGUACCCUCUCGAUGAGCGCCCCCACUCCAAACACCGUCUACCCGUACAAUUCAUCAAUUAUGGGGCGCAACUGUUCUGCGGGACCACGAACGGCAAUGUACGCAUCUGGGAUGUUGCCUCCGCCAAUGUCUUCCAGGACCUGCAUCAUGAUAGUGCGUCACCGACGCGCUUGUAUACCGCUGUUGUGAAGCAGAACAAAAGCUACAUUGCGACUGGCUCUAUCGGGAGCGGGGGGCGUCCUCAGAUCAAGGUGUGGGCGGCGAAUUUGGGUGAGCGACUCUGUGCCUCGGCCAGAUUCAACAUUCAUUGA
Epithele typhae is the source of this 1074-nucleotide messenger RNA. RefSeq names its product WD40-repeat-containing domain protein. The record is from RefSeq and is a predicted model, not a curated record. The coding region runs from base 1 to 1074 and encodes 357 amino acids. NCBI's taxonomy places the organism in Eukaryota, Fungi, Basidiomycota, Agaricomycetes, Polyporales, Epitheliaceae. The transcript is spliced from 6 exons. Gene Ontology annotation, molecular function: protein binding.